Messenger RNA from Cannabis sativa, 1509 nucleotides. RefSeq names its product la-related protein 6A. The transcript has 11 exons. The record is from RefSeq and is a predicted model, not a curated record. Gene Ontology annotation, biological process: RNA processing. Gene Ontology annotation, molecular function: mRNA binding. The coding region runs from base 165 to 1265 and encodes 366 amino acids. Gene Ontology annotation, cellular component: nucleus. NCBI's taxonomy places the organism in Eukaryota, Viridiplantae, Streptophyta, Magnoliopsida, Rosales, Cannabaceae.
CUAUAAAAGGUCGAAGCUUUGAGGGCCAUAGAGAGAGAGAGAGAGAGAGAGAAUGAGGGAGGAGGAGGAGCCGUUAUUCCAUUCCUGAAUAUUCCGACCGACGAGCACCACCAGCUCACCCUCUCUCCUCCUCUCCUCCCACCGGUUCCCAUUCCAAUCCCAGGAUGGAAACCACCAUCACAGCCCCACCACCGUCGCCGCCAGAAGGUCUCGAUGUUUCGCCCAUCGGAUCUCCCCAUAACCUGGCUGAUGACGUACACGAGGCUCUUUCUGAGGACGAACUAGUAGAUCAUACCCUCGAUCAUGAUCAUCGCCUCCUCCUCCAACCCACCGGUGCUCUUACUGAGGAUCUGAAACGUAGAAUCAUUAAGCAGGUGGAAUAUUAUUUUAGUGAUGGGAAUUUGGCCAAUGACAAACAUAUGAUAAAUUUGAUUAGGAAGAACAAAGAAGGGUUUGUUCCUAUAGCAAUUAUUGCUUCCUUUAGGAAAAUGAAAAAGCUUAUCAGAGACUAUGCAUUAAUAGCGACUGCAUUGAGGGAAUCAACCUCUCUUGUUGUCAAUUCAGAUGGAAAGAAGGUGAAGCGACUUCAUCCUUUUCUACUUGCUGAAACCAAAGAUUCAAAGUUAUAUACUGUUUUGGUAGAGAAUCUACCCGAGGAUCAUUCAGUGGAGAACAUACAGCAAAUAUUUGGAGAGGCUGGAAAGAUAAAGAAUAUUUGUUUACGUGAUCCACAUGCAAUAGAAGCUUCAUCUAAAGGAGACAGAGCCGAGAAGUUUAUCAGUAGUAAGCUUUAUGCACUCGUGGAGUACGAGACUGUGGAGGCUGCCGAGAAAGCUGUGGCUACUCUGAACAAUGAACAGAAUUGGAGAAGCGGUAUGAGGGUCAAGCUUCUGAAGCAAGCGGCAAAGCACGGCCAGCGAAAGCAAAUGUGGAGGCCGGCUGAUUCUGAGAAAAAUCACAGUAUUCAACUGCCUGAUCGGACCAAAGACGAGGGGAAUCAUAACACCACCGAGCAGCAUGAUGAUACACCCGAUGAAGAGGAUGCGGCUCACUCUUACAAACAGAAAAACGAGCACAGAGUUCGAAACCGAGGGAGAUCAGGAAGACAAAAACACCGCGGUGCUAAUGGGAUGGGUCAUGGAAAUAGUUGGUCGGCUAGUCAUCCACAUGAACCUCCAAAGCCACCACCUGGACCAAGAAUGCCCGAUGGAACUCGGGGAUUCACGAUCGGUCGUGGCCGUCCUCCAAUUUCUGAUCAAAGUUAACCAACAAGAACAAAACAAAUGCAGAACACACACACACACACACACUCUUUCACUCUCUCUGUGUCUAUAAUAUAGACUAUAUAAAUGUUAUUAUUGUCUAUAAUCCAUUUUCAGUUGUAUUUGUUGUGGAAUGUGUUAGAAUUUGGAGGUUUGUAAUAUCUAUGUUUGGCAUGGCUUUUCUGGUUUGUAAUCUUAUCACUCUUGUAUGAUAUUCCUCUUUAAUGGUAUCUAUUAAUUCAGACAA